GGAAAUAAAAUUAAAAAUACAAAAACUUCAAAAACCAAAACCAAAAAAAAAAAAAAUAAAAUAAAGACUCAGGAAGAAGUAUAAGAGGGGCAAAUGUCUCAACAACUUUUGAUGAAAGAAAGGGACAAAAAGAGAAAUAGAAGCCCCUACUGCUACCCUAGCUAAAGCACGAAGUAAAGAUGAAUGAAAAAAAAUGAAAAGGAGAUAAAGACGAUAAGAAAGAAGCUUUACAAAGGGGAAACAUAAAAGGUAAACAAGGAAGAAUAUACGCUGUGAAGAAACGGAGAUAAAACUGAGGGAAAGAAGUAUAUAGAGAUAUCAAGUGGGGAGGAGGAAAAGAUAAAUAUUAAGCAGUCCUGAGAAAAUAAAAAUGAAACAAAAACAAAUAGAAAUGAAAACAAAAAGUAAACACAAACAAAGCAUAAUUUCAUAUUUCUUCCUAUUUUAUAUUUUGUUGCUAUUUUAAAAAGUAUAUAAAUACUAAGUCUCCUCCGCUAUUAUUAGUUGUAUUUUGUCUUGAUUCUUUGUACAUACGACAUUUAAACUCGUCAGAGCAGAGAUCAAAUUUGAUUUGUUAAUUUUCAGUCGCAGACAAACUGAAUACAUAAAAACCAAAUAAAUGGAGACGAAAUAUUUCUUAAAAAGCUUAAUAAUGGAUUAAUUCUUUUGUUGAAGUUUGCUAGACACUGACCACAAUUCGGACAGCUGAAAAGAAAAAGAAAAAGAGAAAAAAGGAAAAGAAGAGAAAAAUUAUAUUCUUCUGAGAUCUUUUUGUCGUAAAAUUAGUUUUGCUAUACCAAGCAAGUAUUCAUUAUAAUUAUCCAAACAUAUUUGGUCACACGUUCACAUAUAAUACACAUUAGCACACUCCAGCACACUAAUUGUACACAAUUUUAUUCAUAUACACUCAUCUAUCUAUCUAUCUAUCUAUCUAUCUAUCUAUCUAUCUAUCUAUCUAUCUAUCUAUCUAUCUAUCUUUUUAUCUUUCUAUCUAUCUAUCUAUUUAGAAGGUACAAAAAGCACGCAUAUGCACAAAAAAUAUACAUAGUAUAACAAAUACAAUAAAUGGAUUUCUGUCUAUGCUGCGCAUCUGUAUGCUUUUAUGCAUGUACAUGUGAAUGUGCGUAGUUAACUAUAUAUACAUUCACACAUCUACAUUUCUAUGCCAAAGACAACAAGCACAACAACAGCAGUAACAAGAGAGACAAUAAUAACAAAAUUUUAAGAUGUAACAAAAAAAAAAAAAAGACUGAACAAAUGUGAAAUCAUUACAAGACAAAACACUGCUCAGAGAAAAAAAAACAGGGUAAAAACGAAGUAAAAACCAAGUAGUUAAACAACAACAACAACGACAGGAAGCUAAACGAAAACAACGCCAUUAACAAGAAUAUUUACGAGAACAACAAAAAUAAACACUAGCACUACUUAUUUUGCCCAUUGUUGGAAUAAUAACACGAUCACAGACAACGCCAAAAACAGGUUGUUAGGAUUGGUUCAAAGAAGUGUUUACACCACUUAUUGCUCUGUUUAGUUAAACAGCCGAGUCAAAAAUCUCCAUGAUGGCGGCAUCUUACCUUCUUUUGUUGACGUCUGCUCUUGCGUUGGUGUCUGGACAAAGAUAUAGCCGAGGAGAAGCUGCGAAGAAGAAAUGUGAGUCCUACGGCAAAAUGUGUCCAUAUAACAAGAUAUGCGUGAUUCAACGCAUAGAAGUUCCACGAAAAAUGUCCAUACCUGUUUGCAUCUUUAAAGUACAGAAACCAGUUAACUCCGAGAUUUGCAAACUUCCUCCUGAUCAUGGAAAAUGUGGGGCACGAUUUGUUCGCUGGUAUUUCAACAGACACUCGCAACAAUGCAGCUGGUUCCAUUAUAGUGGAUGCGCUGGAAAUCGGAACCGCUUCACCACUAAAGAAUCAUGUAAAGAUUUCUGCAUUAGUCAUAACAGUGCUCUCCAAAUGGUACCACAAGAAAUAAGAGCUAAUCCUGUUAACGCUUUUAAUGGCUACAAUGAUGCUGAUGUUUAUUUGAAGAAAUAUAAUGAUAUCGAAUCGGAAUGGAAUGGAGUCGAGGAGAUGGGAAAUGUUACGUCACCGAUGAUGGCGAAAUUAGCAAAUAACCUUGUACUAACUGUUACUACAAAUCCACUUGACACCCUACAACCGUUGAGUUGGUAUAAAAAACGACGCUGCUUGAAAUGGAAACGGCAAAAUAGGCGUCUUUGUACUAAAAGGAAUUGGAAACAUCGAAGUUACAAAAAGCAACGACAAAAUCGUGUCAGUUUUCUUCGGAAAGAGACGAAGCCUUUGUCAGCACCCACAUACGCCCAUUCCCCGAGGCAGGUGAAUUCUUCCCACAGAGGACGGUAUAGGUACUUACCUAACCGUACUAACGGUUACAAACUCUUCUCGAUUCUGCAGAGUCCAUUCCACUUAAAAGUCAAUCACCAUAAAUUGAACCGAAGUAAUACGUAAAAUGCUCUUUGAUAGAAGAAAGAGUGAACAUAAAAAGAAAAAAAAACAGAAAAAAAACUAAAAAAACUGGUAUAGACAUUUUAUAUUCGAAAGCUAUUAAGCAAUGUAAUUCGAUAUGUGUAUAUAUGUAAUAGAAUACUUUUUGUACUUGUAUGUAUACAUACAGAAUAUACUCAUAUACAUCUAUGCGCAUAUAUAUAUAUAUG
This is a messenger RNA of Octopus bimaculoides (California two-spot octopus), 2674 nucleotides long. RefSeq lists its product as uncharacterized. NCBI's taxonomy places the organism in Eukaryota, Metazoa, Mollusca, Cephalopoda, Octopoda, Octopodidae. The record is from RefSeq and is a predicted model, not a curated record. Gene Ontology annotation, molecular function: serine-type endopeptidase inhibitor activity.